Molecule: messenger RNA, 1150 nt
Organism: Culex quinquefasciatus (southern house mosquito)
Lineage: Eukaryota; Metazoa; Arthropoda; Insecta; Diptera; Culicidae
Gene: Smn
Product: survival motor neuron protein
Exons: 2
Coding region: 143-1012 (289 amino acids)
Source: RefSeq, a predicted model, not a curated record
UUUGUUUUGAAUCGCUCUGCUGUCACCGUUGCGCAUUUUUGCAUCUUCGGCACGAGCGUCCUCGGAAGUGAAUCCGUUUUUUCCCGCAAGUUCCCCGGCGUUCGUUUGUCCGAAUUCGGCUCACAUUGUUUUCUUAUUCGAAAUGAACACGAACCGUGGCAAAAAGAAUCCUCUGAGUUCGGAGAGCGAGCAAUCGACGGACGACAUCUGGGACGACACCCUAAUCAUCCGGAAGUACGAGGAAUCGCUGGCGAUGGUGAAGGAGGAGGUGGCCAAGCGAUUGGCCAUGAGAACCAACAAGAAGGCCGCACAAGCCAAGGCGGCGGUCAAAAGCGAACAGCUGGCGGAAGCCGGCACCAGCAGCAGUGCACUUCCGGCCGCUGCGUCCUCGUCACAGGAGGCCAAACAGGACGAAGAGGAAUCAUCCGGCGUGGAAGGGUCUACGGGUGGCGGUGGUGGUGAGGAGAAGGGCGCGGUUGAAACCGGCGGCAAGCCGGUCUACAAAGUGGGCGACUACUGUCGGGCCACGUACGAAGAUGACGGCGUAGAUUACGAGGCCAAAAUUAUGGCCAUCGGGAAGAACCAGGACGCGCUGAUCCGGUUCAUCGGGUACAACAACGAACAGACGACCACGUUGGACGAUCUGGUUCCGUCGUGGGGACGGAAGUCACGCCGCAAGCAGCGCGAGGACGCCGCCGAGGAAGCAGCGGAAGUCGAUUCACACCGGAUGGAGAUCAGCGACGACGAGGAGAAGCUCACCAAAAAGGCCAGCAAAAUUCGGAUCAACUACGGGCCCGGCUUUCCGGCCCAGACGUCGGCCGCGUUCGGGGCCGGCAUGGGAGCUUCCUUCAUGGUGCCGCCGCCGCCGCCAAUGCCACCGAUGCUCGAGCACGAGGACGAUCUCGAGUCGGAGAAUCUCUCGGCGAUGCUCAUGUCCUGGUACAUGAGCGGAUACUACACGGGCCUUUACCACGGCCAAAAGAUGUCCCAGAAGCGGGCGCGACCGUCCUAAACUUUAUUAUUUUUUUUCUCGAUAAGGUAUUCUUUGAUUUAUAUGACUUAGUAAUUUAAGCAUUUUCUUACACACGAUUUUUUUUUUCGCGCCGUGCGAUGUUUUGAGUUGACAAUUGGAUUUUCUUUCAAUCAAAAG